Rhodamnia argentea is the source of this 1749-nucleotide messenger RNA. Its product is annotated as auxin efflux carrier component 2-like. The record is from RefSeq and is a predicted model, not a curated record. Gene Ontology annotation, biological process: auxin export across the plasma membrane; auxin polar transport. Lineage: Eukaryota; Viridiplantae; Streptophyta; Magnoliopsida; Myrtales; Myrtaceae. Gene Ontology annotation, molecular function: auxin efflux transmembrane transporter activity. The transcript is spliced from 6 exons. Gene Ontology annotation, cellular component: plasma membrane; endoplasmic reticulum. The coding region runs from base 7 to 1749 and encodes 580 amino acids.
AAAAACAUGAUUUCUGGUAAGGACAUUUACAAGGUCGUUGAGGCGAUCACUCCCUUGUAUGUGGCCAUGAUCUUAGCCUAUGCCUCCAUUCGGUUUUGGAAGAUCUUCACCCCGCAACAGUGUGCCGGCAUCAACAAGUACGUGGCCACUUUCGCCGUCCCCAUUCUUUCCUUCCACGUGAUUGCAACUUGCAACUUCUACGACAUGAAUUUUCGCUUUAUUGGAGCUGACGCUCUCCAGAAAGUGGUGAUUCUAGCCUCUCUUGCACUGUGGUUCAUCUUUAGCCCGAACGCGAGCCUCGAGUGGGUGAUUUCUUUCUUCUCCCUCUCCACCCUUCCAAACACUCUGAUCAUAGGCAUUCCUCUCCUCCAGGCCAUGUACGGAGGAUCCUCAGGUAGUCUGAUGGUUCAAAUAGUGGUCCUGCAGUCUUUAAUAUGGUAUACACUACUGCUAAUCUUGUUUGAAUAUAAAGGUGCAAUGAUCCUAAUCAAUGAACAAUUUCCUGAUUGUGCACGGGCCAUAACCUCCAUCAGGGUCGAUCCUGAUGUUGUUUCGCUCAAUGGUCGCGAACCGUUAGAGGCAGAGGCGGAGAUAGAUGACGAUGGUAAAGUUCGCGUAGUGGUCAGGAGAUCCUCCGGUUCCUCCAUGGAGUCCACACUUCGUAAAUCCCUUGAAAGAUUGAGUUCCAUAUCGAUAACCCCACGUGCUUCAAACCUGUCCGGGGUAGAGAUUUAUUCAUUGCAGUCUUGGUCAAGAACAUCAAGCCUUAAUAAACCUGACGGUCUUUAUGGAAGCCAAAAACACGGAAAUAGUGGCAGUACAGAGGCCGCAUCUUCUUUACAUGAUUCAAAAUCAACAAAUGCACAAGCUGAUUGGAUUGUUGAUGCGGAAAUCCCUCGCACUGGCAAGAGAAGUUACAAAGGAAGGAAUCAGAGCAGCGAGUCGAUAAAAGACUUCCGGUUUCCAUUGCACCAGCCUUCUCACUCGAUUUUUAUGACGGCUCCCGGCGAGGUGCCAAUGAUAUUCAGUGACAAUAACUCCAGUGCAGUGCCUGCUAAGGGGCUUCACAUGUAUGAUUGGGGCUCGAGCACAGACAAGUUGGGAUACGCCAGCUCUAGGAUCACACAUGGUUCUUCUGAUCUUGGCGGUCAAAAUUUUCGAGAAAGAUUGAAUGAACAUGCCGAGAAUGCAUCCGAGAUGAACGAUAAAGAAUGGAAUGCAGUGCAUACUGAGCUUGGGAUGCCUCCAGGGAGUGUGAUGGCAAGACUCGUCGCAUUGAUGGUUUGGAGGAAGCUCAGUGGAAACCCUAACAUAUACGCCAGCAUUCUGGGUCUAGCUUGGUCUCUACUUUCAUUCAAGUUGCACCUCCGUUUGCCUCUGAUCAUCGAGGGGUCGAUACAAAUACUCUCGAAUACAGGUCUCGGAAUGGCAAUGUUCAGUCUAGGUUUGUUCAUGGGAUCGCAGCCGAAACUGAUACCUUGCGGAUAUUCGUUAGCAACAUUGGCCAUGGCCUUGAGGUUCAUAGUAGGACCUCUAGUGGCUGCUGCUACUUCGGCUGCGCUGGGUCUUCGUGGCAAUCUUCUGCGCAUAUCCAUUUUACAGGCCGCCCUUCCAGAAGGGAUUAUUCCAUUUGUAUUCGCCAGCGAAUACAAAGUACAUGCCGAUAUAAUGAGCGUUGCGGUCGUCUUCGGAAUACUGGUAUCGUUGCCGGUGGCAUUGCUCUACGGUGUGGUUCUCGCAGCGAUCUAG